Molecule: messenger RNA, 1746 nt
Organism: Osmerus eperlanus (European smelt)
Lineage: Eukaryota; Metazoa; Chordata; Actinopteri; Osmeriformes; Osmeridae
Gene: emx3
Product: empty spiracles homeobox 3
Exons: 3
Coding region: 1-699 (232 amino acids)
Biological process (GO): regulation of transcription by RNA polymerase II; central nervous system development; neuron differentiation
Cellular component (GO): nucleus
Molecular function (GO): RNA polymerase II cis-regulatory region sequence-specific DNA binding; DNA-binding transcription factor activity, RNA polymerase II-specific
Source: RefSeq, a predicted model, not a curated record
AUGUACCAACAUAGUAAUAAGAAAUGUUUUACAAUCGAGUCACUGGUUGGAAAAGACGCAAAUUGUUCGCCAGCGGUGGACGAACCCAUCAGACCGACAGCCUUGAGGUUUACGGAAUCAAUUCACUCCGCGCCCUUUGGGAGUUGCUUUCAAAACUCCAGCAGGGCUUUGUACAGUAGUCCAGAUAUGAUGUUCCCAGAGCCGGGGACACACACGAACAAUUCUGGUUUGCCGCUGCAUCAGCUUCAGAUCCCAUCGCAGCCUUUCUUCAAUCCGCACCAGAGAGAAACCUUAAAUUUCUAUCCGUGGGUUCUACGAAACCGAUAUCUCGGACACAGGUUCCAAGGGGAAGACAACAGUCCAGAAAAUCUCCUCCUACACGGAGCUUUCUCCCGUAAGCCCAAGCGGAUCCGUACCGCAUUCUCCCCCUCCCAGCUCUUGCGACUAGAGAGAGCCUUUGAGAAAAACCAUUACGUGGUAGGUGCUGAGCGCAAGCAACUUGCCAGCGGCCUGUGCCUAACAGAAACACAGGUGAAGGUUUGGUUCCAGAACAGACGAACCAAGCACAAGCGCCAGAAGCUGGAGGAAGAAUCCCCUGAGUCUCAACAGAAGAGAAAAGGCAGUCAGCAUGUCAGUCGCUGGAGGGUUGCCACCCAACAGAACAGCACUGAGGACAUUGACGUGAUCUCAGAAGACUGACCACAUGACUUUGUGAGGUUGUCAACAUGCUACAGGGUCUCUGCCACCAAUCACCUUCUCACAUGCAGGUCUCAAAUAACAGGGGCCUUAGGCAGAGUUUGGUCCAAUCAUUUUAAACCAGGGAGCUCCACAAAUACUGAAAUGUAAUGGUCAAAGUGCUGAAUGUCAAUGUUGGACACCUUUCAGAAUCAACAUUUAAUUUGAAUGGAGUUUCGACUCUUACUUUAUGGACUAUUUCUUGGACUGAGAUGCCUAACCCAACACACAGUAGAUGGACAUCAUGAACAGUUGAUAAAAACUGACUGAUAUGACAUUGUGUGGAUGUUGAAGAGACAUUGUCAAAGUGUACAUCAACUCUUGGACUGAAGCCAGCCUGGACUAUGGACACUAGAUUUAUUUGGCCUGUUGCUAUGCAGUGGCAUCACAGCCCUACCAAACUUAUGAAGAGACUAUUUUACUGCAACAUCCAUCUACCAUGUUAUCUAUGUACAAGAUUCUUCCUUAAGUUGCUUAAUCACACAAUAGUAACAUUGGAAGAGCCACCGAAAAUGUAUAAUUCUGCAAACAACUACAAGUGGGCUGGAUAAUUUGAUCAGACCCACCCAGAAAAGCUAACUGCAUAUUAUUAAUAUUAUAUGUGGUAUAUUAUACUUGGAAACAAUUUGACUCUCACUGAAUCCUUUUGGCAGUUAAACGUAUUAUUUAUGUAAAUUGAGAAAAUGUAUUCUAUGCAUCUGAUAUGUAUAUAUUUUGUUCAUGUUUAUGUUUUUUGUUUUGUUUUUGAACAGGUGUUUAAAAGGUCUAAAGCCAUGGUCUGUGUGCUCAUUUAUAAUUAGUCUAUAUGCCUUUGGCAUUCAUUCCAGCCUCCAGACUAUUGCAGAAUGUAGAGCCUAGUGAAAAGAAAUGACCAGUUACAUCACAAUGACAUGGGGGAAAACAACAUUUACCUCUACUGUACAUUUAUUUCCACAACCAUAAUCAUACCCGGAACAUCUUGUUAUGUAGCACUUGGUAGUGAAAUAUUAUUUUAGUUUUCUAGAUGUUAGA